UUUACCCUCUGGAAAACGAAAAGUUCUGUUGUGCUCGUAUCAUGCAAAUUAUCACUAGUAGGAGGGCAGAGAGCAGAAGAGACCCAGAUGUAGAUGCCCAUAAGAUAAAGAAGCCCAGAGCCGUUAGAUGCAGGAGCAGAUGUAUAGGGUUUGCCUGACUCAUCCUCAAGGUUGCAUAAGCAAGAUUUCAAAAUUAAUCCUUCUCUGAAGACCUCAACCCAGUGUACAACGUUCCUGGCUGGAAAAGAAGAACUAUAUUUUUCUAAUUUUUUUUUUCAACUCUUUACCAUUACUUGCCUUUGUAUCUCCGCCUUCUCUUUCUGCGAGAAACUGUAUUUCCUACUUCUGCACACCAAGUUUCUACCUCGAGGUCUGUUUGGUUCAGUUGCCGAGAAACCUGACACACCAGUGCCACCUGGAAGAAGCCAUCCACUGAACAGAGGAAAAUGGAUGACAAGGACACAUCUCCUCAGUUAAUCCACAGCAUGUCGUCCACGUAUCAUUCUCUGUUCCCAAGAGACAGCAACAUGAACAGUGAGGAAGCCACCACCGUUUACGACUAUGAUUACGGUGCACCCUGUAACAAAUUUGACGUGAAGCAAAUUGGGGCCCAGCUCCUGCCCCCGCUCUACUCGCUGGUGUUCAUCUUCGGGCUUGUGGGCAACAUGCUGGUCGUCCUCAUCCUGAUAAACUGCAAAAAGCUCAAGAGCAUGACUGACAUCUACCUGCUCAACCUGGCCGUCUCUGACCUGCUCUUCCUGCUCACCAUCCCAUUCUGGGCGCACUAUGCUGCAAACGGGUGGGUCUUCGGGAAUGCAAUGUGUAAGUUAUUUGCAGGGCUGUAUCACGUUGGCUAUUUUGGAGGAAUCUUCUUCAUCAUCCUCCUGACGAUCGAUAGGUACCUGGCUAUCGUCCAUGCUGUGUUUGCUUUAAAAGCCAGGACGGUCACCUUUGGGGUGGUGACAAGUGGGGUCACCUGGAUGGUGGCUGCAUUAGCCUCUGUCCCAGGAAUCAUUUUUACUAAAUCCCAUGAAGAUGAUUCUGUUUACUUCUGUGGCCCUUAUUUUCCACUAGUGUGGAAGAAUUUCCAUACAAUAAUGAGGAAUGUCUUGGGUCUAUUCCUGCCCCUGCUCGUCAUGGUCAUCUGCUACUCGGGAAUCCUGAAAACCCUGCUUCGGUGUCGAAACGAGAAGAAGAGACACAAGGCUGUGAGGCUCAUCUUCGCCAUCAUGAUUGUGUACUUCCUCUUCUGGACCCCCUACAACAUCGUCAUUCUCCUGAGCACCUUCCAGGGCUUCUUUGGCCUGAGCACCUGUGAGAGCACCAGUCUACUGGACCAAGCCAUGCAGGUGACGGAGACGCUCGGGAUGACACACUGCUGCAUCAACCCUGUCAUCUACGCCUUCGUCGGGGAGAAGUUCAGAAGGUAUCUCUCGGUGUUCUUCCGAAAGUACAUCGCCAAACACCUGUGCAAACAAUGCCCAGUUUUCUACGGGGAGACAGCGGAUCGAGUGACCUCAACAUACACCCCUUCCACUGGGGAGCAGGAAGUCUCCGCUGGUUUGUAAAACGAGUAGCAGUUUGCUUGUUAUUUUUAAAGGAAGGUAACGAUCUGUAUAUAACAAGCCUCGAGGGUUUGUUAAACAAAAGAGACCUGUAGAGUGGUUGCCCAGGACCCUCAGGGCUGCGUGUACCAAGACAGACUUAGGUCACUCCUUGUGUAUCCAACCUAUGCUCAGGGAAUAUUCCAGAUCAGCUGUGGAUAGAGACUCGGACUCUCCAGCAUGCUCAUCGCCAUUCUUGGAAAACGCCCCACUGCCUUGUGCUAAUGCUCUUUUUCCAGUCUUCACCAUUUCUUCACUCGGUCUCUGAUUCCAUCGACCUCAUAAUCAAGGGCCCAGCUGGUGCUGCGGAGGACAACGGGGGUGGCACAGCACGGACAGGAGGAAGGGGGGUGGGCAGGGCCAGGAGGAGAAGGAGGCUGAGCCCUGACAUAGACAAGGUAGGCGAAGCGCUCGCUCAUCCAGCCGGGAAGUGGUGCUGGCCCCAUCUCCCACCUGCGCUUACCUCUGAAGACUUCACCAGGUCGUGGAGACUCUGAGACCUGUAACAACCUUUGGCAAGCUUUGGUUGGGCCUGGUGAUCCACUUCUGCAUGAGCACAUGGCACAUUUUUGCUUUAUGAUGGGUUAUCUAUGACAACCACACACCCUACCUUUGAAAUCUGUUAACUAGCAAGCCCAUCGUUCAUGUGUUUCUCAGACCACAUCCCCCUAUAUAAGAAUUUAGAAAACCUUUGUUUAUGAAAUAUGCAUCGUCUAUGAUGAACUAAAUAUACACAAGCCCUUGUUUGAUCUUUCCAGGGAAAAGGGGAGGUUGGAGGUGGCAAUUGUGAGAAGGGGCAGAAGACAGUGAGUUCCUCUAUAGGAGUGGAGGAUGGGGGGCCAUGGACCCCCUGCAGGUGUGCCUCCAGAAUCAGCUAAGAGGGGAGCCCAGGAGCGACAUGGAAGAACCCCUCAAAGCCUCCUGUCUGGUAGCGUGUUUGUUGCGUUGCUGCUGUUCCUGCCUUCCCGCUCCCCUAGCCCCUGUUCGUUUCCCCAAGGCCUUUACCACAGACCUCCUGGCAAAGAAAACACCGGUGUGUGGAGGUCCCAGAAACCUGGGGAGCAUAUGGUGGAAACCGCAGAACGAGAACCCCUCAAGGGUUGUGGGAGAGGAAAAUCGAUGGGUGGGGGCCCU
Molecule: messenger RNA, 2738 nt
Organism: Lemur catta (Ring-tailed lemur)
Lineage: Eukaryota; Metazoa; Chordata; Mammalia; Primates; Lemuridae
Gene: CCR2
Product: C-C motif chemokine receptor 2
Exons: 2
Coding region: 447-1568 (373 amino acids)
Biological process (GO): inflammatory response; positive regulation of monocyte chemotaxis; G protein-coupled receptor signaling pathway
Cellular component (GO): membrane; cytoplasm
Molecular function (GO): C-C chemokine receptor activity
Source: RefSeq, a predicted model, not a curated record